UGUCCUCGUCCUCCUCCUUGGGUCCGCGCCUCUGGUCUCCCGGGACUGGAGGCGAGCUGAGGAGUGUCCAGGGGCGUGUCUAAACCGCCCCUCGCCCCCCGGCUCUUCGGACUCCUGGGGCUUCGCUGUGUGAGGCCCCCGGGUCCUGCGUUCCUGGAAAGGCUGCUGUCGCUGCGGUUGGGGCUCGGACGGAAGGCGAGUCUCGGGAGGCGCGGAACGGCGGUGCUGGGAGACUCGACCACCUGGAGAGCAGGUCCAGCCCAGCGGCCAAUGUUGGUUUACUACUAAUGGGUGUGAGCAAGUUAGAUGUUCUAUACCGGAGACUUCUCCUCACAAAGCUUUUUAUCAGAGGAUGGGGAAGGCCAGAGGAUCUCAAAAGACUCUUUGAAUUUAGAAAGAUGAUUGGAAAUCGAGAAAGAUGUCAGAAAAUGGUUUCAAGUGAUUAUCCAGUAUACAUCGAUAAGAUUGAAGAACAGUCCGACUGUAAGAUACUAGAUGGACACUUUGUUUCUCCUAUGGCCCACUAUGUGCCUGAUAUCAUGCCCAUUGAAUCUGUUAUUGCAAGGUUCCAAUUUAUUGUGCCUAAACAAUGGAACAGCAAAUAUAGACCCGUAUGCAUUCAUCUUGCUGGAACAGGAGAUCAUCAUUACUGGAGACGACGAACACUGAUGGCUCGUCCUAUGAUUAAAGAAGCCCGAAUGGCUUCUUUGUUGUUAGAAAACCCUUAUUAUGGCUGCAGGAAACCCAAGGACCAACUGCCUGCAAGGGGAGAAGUCAGAAGGUCCAGCUUAAAAAAUGUGUCUGACCUGUUUGUGAUGGGAGGAGCUCUUGUUUUAGAAUCCGCAGCUCUCUUGCACUGGCUGGAGCGGGAGGGUUAUGGCCCUCUAGGCAUGACCGGCAUAUCCAUGGGAGGACAUAUGGCUUCCUUAGCGGUAUCCAAUUGGCCUAAGCCUAUGCCAUUGAUUCCAUGUCUGUCUUGGUCCACAGCAUCUGGGGUCUUCACUACGGGAGUGCUGAGUAAAUCAAUUAAUUGGAGGGAGCUGGAAAAGCAGUAUUAUACACAGACAGUUUAUGAAGAAGAAAUUAUUCACAUGCUUGAAUAUUGUGGAACAGAUUCUUUCAAAAUGGGACAAGAGUUCGUGAAACACUUCCCUAGCAGUACAGACAAGCUCACUAACCUUAAUCUGGUUUCUAGAACUUUAAAUUUAGAUAUGACAGACCAAGUUGUGUCCCAAAAACCUGCCGAGUGCCAUACAUCUAGUAAAACAUCUUUCAGUGCCACAUCAGAAGGACUCUUGUUGCAAGAUACCUCUAAAGUGGAGUGCUUCAGUCAAACACUUUCAAAUAACAAAAGUAGUUACACAAGUUGUAAUCCUCAGUCAUACCACCUACUCAGUAAAGAACAAAGAAGAAAGAACCUUCAGAAAGAAUCUUUAAUAUUUAUGAAAGGAGUCAUGGAUGAAUGUACUCAUGUAGCAAAUUUCUCAGUCCCAGUUGACCCUAGCCUCAUUAUAGUGGUUCAAGCCAAAGAAGAUGCCUAUAUUCCACGAACAGGAGUUCGAAGUCUACAAGAGAUUUGGCCUGGCUGUGAAAUCCGUUAUCUAGAAGGGGGUCAUAUCAGUGCUUACCUUUUCAAACAAGGACUCUUCAGACGAGCCAUCUAUGAUGCAUUUGAACGCUUUCUCCGUAAAUAUGCUAACUAAUUGGAUCGCUGUAAUCAGUGUGGCCAUCAUGUUUCUUACAAAAGGAAUUUCAUUCUUGAUGAUGUGAAGAACAAGCAGACAGAACCAUAUAUCUAACUGCUACCAAUUUAGUCUGGAAUUCAGUGUUACGAAUCAGUCAACUAUAAUCUUUGAAUGCAUUUUAAUAACUAAACCAGUUUUUGAAAGGAUGUUGGGAUGAAAGGAUGUUGAAGUAUUUUGUUAUUGUUUGUGGGAAUCCCAUAUACUUAAUAAUUUGUUUUUACUAUUUAUGAAACCUUUAAAUGUUUAAUUAUAAUUUAUUAAUUUAUUUUAAUUAAUAAGUUAUUAAUUAAAAUGAAUUUAUUCAUAGAAACCAUGGGUUUUUAUAGAACUGCUAAAUCAAAGUUAUAAUACAUCAGCCUGUAUUGUAUACCCUUAUAUAUUUCUACUAUUGACUUUCUUUGAGAAACAUGUUUAUUUUUUUUUAUGGAACUAUAGUGAAUUUAUAAUCUUAUUUUCACCUUUAAUUUUCUGCCAUGGAAAUACUUUUGAUGUGUAAAAUCAGUGUUAACUUUGAAUUCUAAAAAUUCCUGAUCGUUUCAUAUUUAAGUGAUUUAAUAAUUAAAAUGAAUGUGAAAAUGCAGAUAAGAUGUAUAACACUUGGCUAAACUUUAAAACUGACAAAUAUUAGGUUAGGAAAAAAAGCCAAACAUAAUUGUCUCCUACUUAAAAACUUUCAAUUCAUGAAAAAUGGAAAUCUGUUAUAUUAAUUGAUAGAUGUCGUGUCUUCACAUUUUCUUACAUACCUACUUUGCUAAACACCUAACUUUACUUUAGGCCAAGUACUUACCAGCUUUGAUUUUUUUUAAUUUCAAAAAUUAAUGGUCACAAUGGAAUCGAUUUGUCUCAAAUAAACUUUACAGAAAAGAUAUAACUACUAACAUUUUAUAAAUUGGAAGAUUUCAUGGCUAGAUUUGGUGCUUUCUUUUCAUGAUAAACUUCUCAAGCUGAGAGCUAAAAUAUUCUUAAAAAGUAGAAAAUAUAUUUGGGUAUUGUGUCAAGGCUUGCAAUAAAUGUAUUGGAGUUUUAUUUGUUUGAAAUCUGUGUUGUCUAUAUUUUUAAAUUGUAGUCUUAAUCUAGUAAGGAUAUUUGAAUUAUAAUGUGCCUUUGUAGCAUUUUUAAAGGUGGUUUUAUUUGUCACUCUAAUGCCUUCAUCACUUUUUUAAAAACUUUUUAAAAAUUAUUACUGUAAAGUCAUUGAUGGCAAGAGAUGCAAAUUCUUUUUUUUUUUCUUUUUCCUUUUUCUUUUUUUUGGAGUUAUAAAUUCUGUAAAACUGCUUUGGUGUAACAAACUCACAUGGUUACAACCAUUUGAGCUAUAGCAAUUUUACAUGUUCAGACUAGAACCUUUACUUUUAACUGAAACUAUAAAAUCUAAAGUCCUUCAAUAAUAUGCCCUUUAAAGAUAAAGUAAUACUUGUUGCCAACAUGAAUUACAAGUAUUUUCUUUUGUAUAUUGUGAGGCAGUAUUAUUGAAUGUUUUCUGAACAGUAGCUUUAGUAAAACCAAUACUUAAUUUUUCACGUAAGAAUUUCUCACUAAGAAAUAAUGCACUAUGGUGUGUGACUGAAAUUUUAUUUCAUUUUAAUUAAUUCUUAGGCAUAACUAAUUUUUCCCAAAUGUGAAAAAAGAUAUUUAAAAUUUUUAUCUCUUAACCAUGUUUUGAGAAUAUAUCCAUGCAGUUCCCUAAAGUGAUAGAAAGUGCAAAAUACCUUUUCUUGAAGUUUUUAUCCACUCCCUGCAAAAUACUGACAAGCUUCAUCACACACACACGUGCCGUCUGUCAUUUGGGUACAUAAACUGCUAGAAAUUAUUUAGACCAAAGUUGCAAACUGGCAUGGCAGUUAUAGAGGCCAGCGUGGCCCACAGCUGUUUUAUCCUGUGUGCAUAACAUUUCAAAAUUUGAAACAUGCUUAGAUUGGCAUGCAUUCCCAGUUUGCCACAAUCCCCUGGACUCCCUCCUAUAUUAGACUAACUUCACUAGUUUGUGUUUUCUACUUAUCCCUGAAGAUUCUGAGUUUUAGACCCCUGAUUUAGGUUUGUAAUUAGAAAUUUUUUCUGAAUUUUGUGAUUUGCUAACAUUGUAAUUACUACUAAACAAUUUUAGCAUAUACAUUUUAGAUUGUUUCUUAUGAAUGUAUUUCUAAUGUGGUGCUUUCUCUUGUAAGGACUAUUGAAUUGUUAACACUGUACUGAAAUUUUUAAAGUCAUUUCCAAAUAUUUUAUACUUCACAAUAAAAGCUUAUUUAAAAAGUUAA
Hipposideros armiger (great roundleaf bat) is the source of this 4000-nucleotide messenger RNA. RefSeq names its product abhydrolase domain containing 18 (gene ABHD18). The coding region runs from base 288 to 1703 and encodes 471 amino acids. NCBI's taxonomy places the organism in Eukaryota, Metazoa, Chordata, Mammalia, Chiroptera, Hipposideridae. The record is from RefSeq and is a predicted model, not a curated record. The transcript is spliced from 14 exons.